GGCCACCUCCCAGCCACACCUCAACAUGGCUCAAUGGAUUAGCUUGGCGCUGUUGUCCGCACUGGCGGUUAGCGCGCUGAGUUUGCCACAGCCCGACGAUGGCGCUUACAACAUUCCCCGGGUGGGCACGGGGCGCCGCUCCCAGUACUACGUGCUGCACUCUGACGGCACUUUCAAGUACGGCUACGACACGGGUGAGGGCGCCUACGAGGCGGCACGGCAGCAGACGCCCGGUCGCCAGACGGGAGAGUUCGGUUACGUAGACGAGAACGGCAACCACAUCCGUCUCGAGUACAGCGCCGACGAGGGAGGCUUCCGGCCCAGCGGCGCCCACCUGCCCGCGCCCAGCGCCGAGUUUCUCGCUGCCCACGCCGAGGCGGCCGCCCGCCCACCCUUCCGCGACCCUCUCGCCAGAGCCGACACCGACGCCUCCUACGACUUCGGGUUCGCCGAUGCCGGUCUCUCCCGCACCGAGCAGAGUGACUCUGACGGCAACGUGCGCGGCUCCUACACCUACACCGACGACGAGGGACGCACCCGCUCCUACACGUACACUGCUGGCCGCGGUGUCGGCUUCGUCAUCGAGGGCAGCGACCUCCCCGUGGCGCCACUGAGCCCCGGUGACACUCCUGCCGCCACCAGGCUGUCAGGCGGCGCUGCUGGUGCCGCCGCUGCUGCUGCUGCUGCUUUCCGCGGAGCUGGUGCCGGAGCUGGUGCCGGAGCUGGUGCCGGAGCUGGAGCCGGAGCUGGCUUUGGUGCUGGCUUUGGUGCUGGAGUCGGCGCUGGAGUCGGCGCUGGUGCAGGCCAGACUCACAGGACUCAUUCCACAUUCCGCUCCACCUCCUUCGGUUCCUCCGCCAACGGAGCUGCUGCAGGUGGCGCCGACGUCAGAAGGGGCCCUGACGGAUCCUACUCCUUCUCCUACAACGCCGGAGACCACGACCGCUCCGAGUCUGCCGACGCCAACCUUAACGUGGACGGAGAGUUCUCCUUCGUGGCUGACGACGGCGUCAGGCGCCGCGUGACCUACGAGGCUGGCAGCGACACCGGCUUCGUGGCCUCCGGAGACCACCUGCCCCAGCCCGUCCAGCCCGAGCACGGCGGUCGCGGUCCCUCCACCUCCUUCCGCAGGACUGGCACCUCCACCACCUCCUUCACUGGCGGCGCAGGCGCUCCUGGAGCAGGCCACCGCGGCGCAGGCACCACUUCUUUCACUGUCGGCGCAGGCGCUGCAGGAGCUGCCCAUCGUGGUGCUGCAGGAGCCGCUCAUCGUGGCGCCUCGUUCACCACCAGCCACGGCGGCGCCAUCGCCACCACCUACACUGCUGGCCCAGGCGCUGUCACACCCGAGAGCGAUCCCCGCUACGUAGGAGAACGCGGCAGUGUCCGCAGCACACUCAACCCUGACGGCAGCUACUCCUUCGCUUACGAGACACCCAGCCACUCCCGCGCCGAGACUGGCGACGCCAACAUCAACGUUGACGGCGACUUUUCCUUCGUUGCUCCCGAUGACGGCGUGCGUCGUGCCAUCACCUACGAGGCUGGCUCCGACACGGGCUUCAUCGCGGAGGGCGCCCACAUCCCCGUGGGUCCCCCGGUGCCAGGCGCCCCCAGCGGCCAGCCCACAGGAAGGAUCGUGCCCGUCAGGGAGGUGCCUUUCAUCGACCCACUGGCUGACACCAACACCGACGCCUCCUACGACUUCGCCUUUGAUUCCGAGACUUACUCCCGCUCCGAGACAGCUGACGCCGACGGCAACGUGCAGGGCACCUACACCGUGGUGGACGACGACGGCACGCGCCGCACCUACCGCUUCCGUGGCGGCGAGGGCAUUGGCUUCGAGAAAGAGGAGGUGUCCAGCUCUCGCGGUCCUCGCCCCUCCCGCCCCAGCAGCGCCGGCGCCGUCACCUCCUUCAGGACGGCGGCCACUGGGCAGGUCGCCCCCGGCACCUUCCCCUCCCACGCUGGCUCCACCACCUUCGGUGCCGGCGCCACUGGCACCACUUCCACCUCUUUCGGCGCUGGCGCUAGCCGCUACGCCGCUGGCCGCUACGGCGCUGGUCGCGUCACCUCCCACGGCAGCCACCGCACCGUGUCCACCUCCGACUACCAGCUGAACCAGUACGAGGCGCCCAACGAGCGGGGCAAGUACGGCUACGUUCUCACCUUCAACCGCUGAUGAGCUGCUGAGCUGCGGCGGCGCCCGCCAGUCGUGGGGCGGCGCCCCUCGACACACGCUUCCUCUGCCUGUACAUAUACAUUCACCUUCCUUCCACACCACAUCAGCCUCACUCGCUUCCUAAUAUAUUUACUGUAACGGUCAAUUGUCUGACUGAUUGCAGCUUUCUAUAUGAUAACAUUAAGUGCAUGGAAAAAGAAAUAAAGAAUGAUUGCAGAUCGAAUUUAA
This is a messenger RNA of Portunus trituberculatus (swimming crab), 2407 nucleotides long. RefSeq names its product fibroin heavy chain-like. NCBI's taxonomy places the organism in Eukaryota, Metazoa, Arthropoda, Malacostraca, Decapoda, Portunidae. The coding region runs from base 26 to 2179 and encodes 717 amino acids. The record is from RefSeq and is a predicted model, not a curated record. The transcript is spliced from 3 exons. Gene Ontology annotation, cellular component: chitin-based extracellular matrix. Gene Ontology annotation, molecular function: structural constituent of chitin-based larval cuticle.